This is a messenger RNA of Sciurus carolinensis (gray squirrel), 2962 nucleotides long. RefSeq names its product docking protein 3 (gene Dok3). The record is from RefSeq and is a predicted model, not a curated record. Gene Ontology annotation, biological process: positive regulation of MAPK cascade; cell surface receptor protein tyrosine kinase signaling pathway. NCBI's taxonomy places the organism in Eukaryota, Metazoa, Chordata, Mammalia, Rodentia, Sciuridae. Gene Ontology annotation, cellular component: cytoplasm.
GGGCUGCAAGGACCCAAACAAGCCAGGCAGAAACCUGCCUGGAAAGCCCUCAGGUAAGCAGGAGAUUCACAUGCAAGUAAAAGUCAUCUCUCUCAAGACUGCCAGCACAGCAACCAGGAUUUUAGUAUCUCGCAAGAGGUGGGCAGAACAGCACAGCAGUGGCUGUGUAUUGCACAGUUCCUCUGCCAGGAACUUUGUGAGCAAGGCCACAUGCUUAUCCCAGCAGGACAGUGGUUGCUCAAACCUGUUUGUUGCUUGGUGUGUGGCCUCCAGCAAGUUGCUUAAUAUUUUUGAGCCUUGAUUUCGUCAUUCUUGAAAUGGUGAUGAGAAUGCAAAGGACGUGGUGUUGGAGGCUCCAAAAGCUUAGGUCUAUCUGGACCACAGUGGGCACAGAGUCAGGUGCCAGAAGGCCCUAGAAGAUAUAUUCUGGCUAAAUGUGACCCCCAAAGCAUUCUUCAGUCUGGUUACAGCAUACUUUCUGGAGGUGACAUUAAAUGAAUGACAUGGGACUGUUCCUAGAAUUCAGGUGCACAUACAACCCUAAGACUGGCUUCCAGCAAGGCAAGGCAAAAAUAAAAGUCAAGGCACCUGACAGGAAGCAAAGCUUUAAAAGAGCAUGUGACCUCCCUGGGGAGCCCACUGGGGGCCUAUCACACUCACGUGGUUAGGGCUGGUUGGGGUACAGAUCCCAUGUGCACUGGCUGCCUGAUAGGAGGUGUGUUGCUGUGCUCUUGAGAGUGAUCACUUGAGGAAGUCCUCCAAGAGGAAGAGGCAGCCUACUGCCCCAAGCGGUAAGGGGUUCCCUGGAGGGGUUGGUCUGUGGGGAAAUGAGGCUCAGGGGAGGUGAAGGCCAGAACACACAAGCCCCCAAGUCCUGGGAUUGGUGGAGCCAGGUGGGGCAGGGGCUAUGAAGAUGGGGAGUAAGUGAAAAUUAGAAAUAUUUCAGACAGAGGUAGGACCCAAGUGAGACAGUCUCAGACAGACAUCAUGGUCCAAACCUGGACUUGGUGGAGGGCCAGGAGUUUACCAGUCUGGUGAGAAGGGGGUACCAAGGUAGGAGCAGGGUAUGCAGCACCAGGUCCCAAGCUACACAGCUGACCCGGAGCGGGGAGGCAUUGGAGCUCGUGACUCAGAGCAGCCAAGUUGUGGGCAGUUGCUCAUACCCAGCUGACCCAGGAGCCAGCACAGGGGUCAUUUUCUCUCAGGUGACCUGAGGCUUUCGCCAGGUAGACUACACACCUUGAGCUGGUCAGAACCCCUAGGAAGAAAUGUGUACUGCCCCUCAAUCCCUUAACUGAGGACAGCUCCCCUCCCCCUCUCCUGCAGCUGCCUCCCUGGACAGAGGGAGGGGAAGUGGCCUGAAGGGGAAGUGUGAGGAGUUCCCCUCCAGGCUGUCACCAGUCUCCUCAAGUCUUCGGAAGAGAAGGCCUCUGGCCCAACUGUGGCCAUGGAGCCUGUGGAGACUCCAGUUAAGGAUGGCAUUCUCUACCAGCAACACGUCAAGUUUGGCAAGAAGUCCUGGCGGAAGGUGUGGGCUCUGCUGUAUGCAGGAGGUCCAUCAGGCGUUGCUCGGCUAGAGAGCUGGGACAUCCGGGAUGGUGGCCUGGGGCCAACAGGGGACAGAUCUGCAGGGCCUGGCCGUCGGGGAGAGCGACGGAUAAUCCGCCUGGCUGACUGUGUGUCCGUGCUGCCGGCCGAUGGUGAGAGCUGUCCCAGGGAUACUGGUGCCUUCCUGCUCACUACCACCGAACGAAGCCACCUGCUAGCUGCACAGCAUCGCCAGUCAUGGAUAAGCCCCAUCUGCCAACUGGCCUUCCCAGGCACAGGGGAGUGCUCCACAGGACCAGGAGAGGCUGAGUCUCCCAAGGGCCUUGUUCCCAUGGAAGAAAACUCCAUCUACUCUUCCUGGCAGGAAGUGAGUGAGUUUCCAGUGAUGGUGCAGAGGACUGAGGCUGCCGCCCGCUGCCAGCUAAAGGGACCCUACCUCCUGGUACUGGGCCAAGACACCAUCCAGCUGAGGGAGACUUCCAGCCCCCAGGUCCUCUACAAGUGGCCCUACCACUUCCUGCGAAAGUUUGGCUCUGACAAGGGUGUGUUCUCCUUUGAGGCUGGCCGCCGCUGUGACUCAGGUGAGGGCCUCUUUGCCUUUAGCAGCCCACGUGCCCCUGACAUGUGUGGGGCUGUGGCUGCUGCCAUCGCCCGCCAACGGGAACAGUUGCCGCAACGGGCUGUUCCCCAACCUUGCCCCCUGCCUCGCGCCACCUCCCUGCCCUCCUUGGAACCCCCUGGAGAGCUUCAGGAGGUGACACCAGGGUCGGAGCUGCCCACCUCCAGAAGGGCACCUGUGGUCGAUCCUGGACCCCAAAGCCUACCAUUGCUACUUGGUCCUGGACCAGAAGAGCCGGUGUCGGAGCUCUAUGCCUCCGUGUGCAAGCGUGCCAGUGGACCCCCAGCCACCAUCGAGCACCUCUACGAGAACCUGUGCAUGCUGGAUGCUAGUCCUGGGAUGCCCAACGGGGGCCCCGAGCCCCAAGAGGGUCUUUCUGAUGGCCAAAGCCCCACAGCCAGUCCCAUCUACCACAAUAGCGAGGACCUGGGCUGGUCCAGCCCCAACCACGACAGCAGCCUCGAGGCUCAGUACCGGCGACUACUAGAGCUGGAGCUUGAUGAGGCAGGUGGCACCAGCCGCUCUGGCAGUCAGGCAGGCUUCAAGGCCAAGCUGGUGACACUGCUGGGUCGAGAGCGGAGGAAGGGUCCUACCCACUGUGACCGACCCUGAAGGCCUGUGCAGUGGUGGCAGGACAGAGGUGCUCCUGGGUUGGGAGGAUGGACAUCUGUGACCAAAUUCCUGUCUACUCUGGUUUGUGGGAACUAGGCAGGCAGCCUGGGAAGGACCCACACCCUGCCCUGUCUGUCCCCCAGUGUACAGUGUACAGAUUAACCAAUAACAAUAAAGUGCCAG